Messenger RNA from Ictalurus furcatus (blue catfish), 3003 nucleotides. RefSeq names its product meiosis 1 associated protein (gene m1ap). Lineage: Eukaryota; Metazoa; Chordata; Actinopteri; Siluriformes; Ictaluridae. The transcript has 10 exons. The record is from RefSeq and is a predicted model, not a curated record. The coding region runs from base 354 to 2012 and encodes 552 amino acids. Gene Ontology annotation, biological process: meiosis I; spermatogenesis; male meiosis chromosome separation.
UAGGUGAAAAACAAAUCUUCUAAAACGACUUAAUUGAAAUGACCGAUAUAGAUAUCGAAAGCAUUGAGUAUCCACGUUGUCAUCUCUGUUGUGGUGUCGCGUGCGGAUCUUUCUGAAAGAAAACUUCUGGCAAAUAUCGAAAUAACACCCUACAAACUAGCAAAGUAAAGUGAUUCAGCUAGAGUUAUAUUAAAUAGUGAUGCGCUGAGAUAUCUAAAAAACUGUUACCAAAGGAUUGCGUAUUCAUUACAAAAACAAAACAACAACAACAACAACAACCUUUUUAGUAGGCUACUAUAUAUUAGCAUUUAGUCUCUCAAACUGGCUGACGGGAAGAAACAAGAUUCAGAAGCAUGAGUGGCAGAAACCGGUCAGGUGCUUCAGCCAGCCAGGUGUGCCGUGUGUCGUCCUUCUCCAAUCAGCCACCCCGUGUACUGAUAAUUGACACGUCGCCACCUUGGUGGUCAGAGACACGUUCCGUCGUGUGUGAGGCCCUUGAGAACUUCCUGUCUCUGGCAAGCAGUCUGGAGGGACCCAGUCGAGUACCUCUGCUCAGCCUCUACGCAGUAAACAUGCAGCAGGAGUGUCUGCUGCCAUUUGUGCAGGUGAAAGGGAAUCUUGUGCGUUUACACUCAUGUGUGGAGGAGCUGCGCUCUCUGCCUACAGAGGGCUGUACACGGCCACAGGUCGAGCUUCUUAAACAGGCAGUACUGGACAGCCUGCAGCAGUAUAAACACUACACCCGCCAUGCCAAUCUGGGGAACAACCUCCAUGGUGGCUCUGUAGAGGUGACUGUACUGAGCAGUACUGAGCCAGGCCAGGCUGUACUUGGGAAGCUGGAAAAGGGCCUGAAGGACUCUGACCUGGUCAGUCUGCGACGGCUGGUGGUCGUCCACAUUGCUGUAGAACAGAACCUUCCAGACAGAGAGCAAGCCUGGAGCCCAGAGUCCUGCUCUACAGAGAUUAUUGAGAAGACAGACGAUGAUCUGAUGCUAGGGGCCGAGAUGGACUUGCAGCUAGUGGAGAACAGCGUCAUCGCUGUGGAGAACAUUCUGAAGGCAUGGCUUCAUGACCAAACAGGACAAAGAGAGCACCUUCAGCUGCUGUUACCUGCAUCUGUACAAACAAACAGUCCAAAACCCAUUCCUGCUCACAGACCUGAUCUUGUGUGCAUAAAGUGCGACAUGCAGGAAAGGCUUGUGAGCCCAGCUCUUCUCCCCUUCACGCCUGACCUUGGAGCCCAAACUGAGAGCAUACGGGACUUCCCUCCAGCAAGCAAGAGCCCGUCUAAUCAGAACUCAGGGCCACAGCGACUCAGAGUCAUCAAAGCUCUGCGUGCAGAAGGAGUGUGUCAGUCUGUUCUGUACGGCCUUCCACUAGUCAUCAGACCUACAACUUGCUGGCAGCUGGACUGGGAAGAGAUGGAGAGCAACCAUCAGACCUUCCACGCUCUCUGCCACACACUCAGAACCCGUGACUGGUUUCUCUUAGUGCGUUCAGAGACUGAGUUUCGUUCUGCAUCCAGCGCAGUUUCCUACUACAUGCUCCAGUCUUCAGCCUCCCUCUCUCUCUUAUUAAAACCUGUCCUCACACGAGAAUUAAUGCUGCCCUGCAAUCUGCCUAGCUCAAACGAGGACCCACCACUCAACACACUCAAUAUGGUGGAGAGAUGUCUGGAGCAAGUGGAGACAGACCCUGCGUUUAACCCUCUUUGUCUGGGCUGUAAUCUCUACCCAUACCUGAGGAUGAGAGGCCUGCGCUCUCGCUCCUACUGCUCUCAGUCUCAGAGCCAAGCACGAGGCCAACGUCGAGACACAAACCGACCAGCAGAGGGCUCCACACCUCGGCAGUUGCAGCAAGGUCGUGUCAGAGCCAUGGUUGCUCCUCUGUCCUCUGCACCCCCAGUCAAGAUGUCCCGCCCCCCUCUGACCAUGAGCCGCUCACGACCUCAUGACCCCUCCCUUUGCUUAGCGGACGAUGACGUGGAUAACGAUCUUCUUAUGAUGAUGUGAGAGUGAGAGUGCAACAAUACUACCAGUACUACAAUCUGCCAUUCUGUGCAGACUGUUCUUUCAGUUUGUAUUUUUGGUUAGUGUAUGUUUAGACACAUAAACCUGACCUAUAAACUGACACACCACACCACAAUGCACUGCAAACCCAAGCUUAUAUUUUUAGGCCAGACAAAUUUCCAGUCAUAAACUGACCUGUUUUUUUAGUAUGUGCGGAAAUGCACUCUUCACAAAUGGCAUCACGAGAUAUAUUUGGAUACAAACAAACUAACUGACAGAAGAAGUUGAAGCCAAAUUCUAAAGCUAGAUAUUUGUAGUCAUUCACUAUUCAGUAAUCAACAUCAUUCAGUGCUUAGCAUGCAAAUAUAUCUCUAAGCCCAAUGGGGAAAAAUACAUGGACGUGUUGAGAAGUUGCCAUAUCAAAUGAGUUCUGCAGGCAAGACAGACUACUAAUAAUUCAAAACAAUUCCUAAACACCAAAAUUUGAAUCGAGUCAGUGAUUGGACAGGGUUUGUUUCACUCACUGGUCUCUAUUAGCUAUUAGAGGACAAUAUGGCAGCCUUACAGUGCAGCACACACCAGCUGUUUAUGCGUCUACAGCUGUUAAACAUUAGAGCAGAUAAAAUGCCUCAUUCUUCGCAAAAAGACUGGGGAAAAACCGAUAGACCCUGUUAAUGCACUUACUUUGGCCCUAGAUGGUCAGAACACAUAAAAUAAAUAAGUUUUGUUACUGAGACACUGACACUUGCAGUAGUUUUCACAGUGCAUAAUUAGUAUGACUCGAUUUUCAUUUGCUUUAACAGCAACUGUUAACAGAAAUUCUCAUAUAGAGUGUGAUGCUGAAAAAAAUAAAAUAAAGCAAAAAGACAUAAGAUGAAAUAAAUAAGAAGCAGCAUUUUCUGUAGCUGUCAGUAGCGCUAUAGGAGAGGUAUAGAAGAACACAUAAUGUUGUAGAAGCAUUGUGUUCUGCCAUGCACAACAACACACACACACA